UCGUUUUUCGUGGCAAGAGGAGGAGAAUUGUGAAUUACUUUCUGUUGCAUUAUUUAAACAAUUUGUUUUUACGACUUUAUUUGGGUAUUCCCCAUUACAUCUGGAAACUUCAACAGCAACAACGAUCGAUAUAAGUAAACUAACAAGAGAUUUAUUGUAUUUAAAGUGACUUGUAAAAAUUGUUUGGAGGCUUGCUGCUACAGUUAAUUAAUUUGCAAUGUCUAACGCCACCACUACCACCACCACUACCACCGCCCCCACUGCAAAGCAACAAGAAUUGAAGCAUAUCGCUUCGAUUGUUCGUGCUUUGAUCACAUCGACCAAGCCACCGUGUUAUCUAAAAGAUAUUUUACGCGAAUAUAAUGAAGUAGAGAGCAAACAGCUGCCAUACAAAAGUCUUGGCUACAAGACAGCCCAAGAGCUUUUGGAAGAUACUGGAGAGUUUUUGUUCAAUGGCAGCCGAGGCAGUGGAGACACCAUAAUCACCGCGAAAUUCAAUUCGAAAACUGCUCAUAUUGCUUCUAUGGUCAGAGCUCAAAAACCAAGCAAAUCGACACGUAUUGCUCCGGUGAAGGCUAUGAAACAACCCCCCCGAAUGCCUGCUCAUAGAUCGAACGGAUUUGCUGGUGGUGAUCGCAAUAACAACAACAACAACAAUAGCAAUAGCAACAGCAGCAAUUACGGCAAUCGAAACAGUGGCAACAGCAAUCAAUCGGCGCAUCAGCAAUUGCAAAGGCAAAAAUCACAGGGUGCCAAUAGCAACAGCAUCAGUAGCAGCAGCAACAGCAACAGCCAGCCAAUCGAUUUACGUGAUAUGUUGAAUUCCAAGAAGAAUCAACGGAUUCAAACGCAACACUCGGCCAAUGAGCAAAACAAAUCGCAACAAAAGAACUCACAAAACGACAACCAAUCGCCACAAACUGCUGCUGGGCCAAGGCCCAUAUUAGGAGCCUCAAAGCCCUCGGUUCAAACGGACAAUAAAAAGUCGUUGUCCUCCUCCUCUACUUCAUCGUCAUCGUCCAUGCAGUCUCAAAAAAAUACUAGCAGCAACAAGCCACAGACGACCCCGGCUCAGCAGGUUGGACAGAAACCACAACAUCGGCUAAAUGUCAAUCAGAACAAUCAGCAACAGUCGGCACAGGUUCAAGCUCCCAUGGCCAGGCCACAAAAAACCCCAGCCCAGCAGCAAAACACUCCCAUUUACCUGCCAUCAAAUAAUUUGACUGCUAGACUGCAGCAACAGACCUUAAUUCACCAACAACAUCAGCAGCAACAGCAGCAGAUUAAAGCACAGGCCACUAUUCCAAAAGCUCUCAAUGAAGGCGAUGUGCCACUAAAACCUGUAGCCAUGGGAGGCGGUUUGCAACAUCGCCUUAAAGUGGUCAACCAAGUAGCGGCAUUUCCAACACAGCACAAACAGCCUCCAUUUCAACAUGCCAAAGUUGAUGCAAUUAGUGCAUUAAUACAAUUUUGUCGUUACAAAAAACUCCCUCCUCCUCGCUUCAAUUGUAUUAAGGCCAAAUUUUUCGGUGGAAGAUACACGUGUCGUGUAGAAGUGAAUGACAUCAUAUUCUCCACAUAUCCACAUCAAUAUGAGACUGAGUAUUUGGCAAAAGAGGCCUGUGCCAUACAGGCCUUGGACAAACUGCAAAUGCAAGAGAAGAAACGGCCCAUGCCGCCUUGUUCCUUUACCAGCACCGAGUUGUUGGAUAAACUGUACACAGAGUUGUUGAAAUUUCCGCAUGGAGUAUUUGCCAAAAAUUUCCCGGAAUGGUUUGAGACUAACUUCCAACAAACAAUACCCGAAGAUUGGUUUGGGCUAAUACAAACAUCCAGUUUGUUCACCAUAGACACUGCACUAACCAAGGCCAUUAUAUUUGCCAACAAAGAUGCCGAUAAGGAUAUUACACCUCUGGGCGCUGAAGACAAAACAAAAGUCAUACAAAUCGAUCCCAUAUGUCUUCCUUGGUCCGACGAAUAUUGGUCCAUUUUUAUAACUCAUUGCAACUCAACGGUGGAGGUGUGGGGUCGUUUAUUUGGUGCGGAUUACAGUGGGCGCUAUAGUGCCCUGCUAAAUGACAUAGAGGUUUACAUGGCCAAUAAAAAGGAACGCCCUGUUUCGAUUACACGCAAAAACAUAUAUCUGGUUAGUAUCAACGAUUGUUGGCAUCGUAUUCGAGUGGAGGAGCUUGACAAGUCCAAGGCCAGUUGCUUGUGCUUCUUCAUUGAUUUUGGCGAUGCUGAUUGGUUACCGGUGGAGCAAUUGUUUAUUUGCGAAACUCAUUUCCUGCGGCUACCAGCCCAAGCUGUGCCAUUUUCCUUGUAUGGCCUUGAAGAUUUCGAAGGUAAUCCAGCGGGACGCAAAUGUCUGGAAGAUCUGUUGGCCACAAAGUCUGCAGUUGGCAAAGUUUUCACCAAAGAGAGUGAAUUCUACGACACCAACUCAAAAUGCCAUGGUAAAAUACAGGUGGUACUCUUCGACACCUCUACCCAAGAGGACAUCAAUCUCAAUCAGCAGCUAUCCAAUAUGAUUUGCAAUGAAACGUUACCGCCGGAGAUUAAUAAAAAUACGGUCACCAAUACCUUUGUGUCGCAUGUCAGUGACAAUGGUGAUAUAUUUGUGCAAAUUAAAAGUCCUGAGCUGAAAUAUGUCCAAAUGCUCUUGCAACAAAUAAUCGAAACACGUCUGAAUCGUGACCAGCACAAGGUGACAUUCGAGGACUUGAAACGUUCCAAUAUGUUUUUAAUUUGCGAUGAUGAAGAUGCCAACGAUGUCAAAUGGUACCGUGGAUCUGUGGUCGGUGCCAAGACCAUUAAGGAGGAUAGCAACAAUUACCCAAUGUAUUACGUGGACAAGGGCAUAACCAAAUCUGUGGAUAUUUCCAAAAUAUUCCUCUUGGAAAGCUUAAGCUUGGCUUUGAGUAAAUUCCCCGAGCAGGCCAUUAAGGUGCGUUUGCAUAAUAUUCCAGAAAUAUCGAAACAUAUUGUUGGACGCAUUCGCGGACUUUUGCCCAAGGAUUGUGAAGUGCUGACAAAAAUGGCUAUUCCUGGUCCGGUGCCCCAGGUUACAAUACACACACGCCUAGAAGGUCCCGGUAUUUUGGUCACCAUCAACGAUGUCAUACGCAAUGAGCACGAACUGAUGGGUGCUGAUAUGCUACCUGGUCCCAACAAUUCCACCGACGGCGAGGAAGACGAUUCCAUUUCGAAAUUCCGCUUGGACUUUUCCAAGAGCAGUCAAGAUAAUUCCAGUUCCACCAGCCUGGCUUCUCCGAAAACCCCGACAAGUAAUUCGUUUAUUGACAUUACGCGAGGACUAACUCUAACCACUGUGCCUGGUUCACCGCAAAAAGUAAGCGAUUUGCCAAAACUUAAUGAUUAUAGCAAUAUACCGGCCAUAGGGGAAUUGUUUGAAGUGCGUGUAACAAUGUCGGCCAAUCCUUCAAAUUUCACUAUACAACCCUACAAAGACUACCCAAAUUUGAGGACUCUUAUGAAAGAAUUGCAGACUUUUUGUGAGAACAGUGAUGAGUUUAUACCAACCGAUAUGGUUGAGAUUGGCCAAGCCUAUGCAGCCAAGAAUGCGGAUUCUUUCUUCCACAGGGUAACGGCUAUUAAGAAGUGCGGCGACAUGAUACAUGUACGUUUCUGUGAUUUUGGUGAUUCGGCAACUGUGGAUUCGAGUCAUUUGAAAAUAUUGCCCCUCAAGUUUCGUCAAUUACCUAAAAUGGCAAUACAAGCCAGGCUUUAUGGUAUUAAAGCUGUCAAUGGAGACUGGACCCUAGAUGAUUGUAAAUUUUUCCGUAAGCUGACUGUGGGUCAGACAUUUGUAUCUGUUAUAAAGAAUAUAAAAUAUGAUAAUGACACAACACCACCUACUCAAAUACUUGAAUUGGAACUGAUUGAUGUCACUACCGACGAGGAUAUCUUGGUACAUGAGCUAUUGUUAAACGAAAAACGAGCAAUGAAGGAAGAGUAGAAAACUUCCAUCGUUGAUAUUCGCAAAGGCAAUCUAAAACGUUUUAAAUUGCUCGAUGAAUAAGUUGAAACGCUACGCGUUGAUCGUGUUAGACUUUUUAAAGGAACAAUUUCGUUAUCUCUUUUUGUAAAAAUUAACUAUUGAAUAGUGGCUUCCAUUUCGUGGGACACAUUUCGAAAUUUCAUCACAUUCCGAAUGAACAUUUACAAUAACACUACUACUGACACACACACACACAUGCAAACAACUAUAAUUUUUCCUUUUAUGUUUCUUCACUCACAUUAAGAAUUUCAUUUUAAAUCAAAAAUAUUGAUAAUUGUUUAAAUUAUUAUCUUAUUAUUAUUCUCUUUUUGUAAGACUUGAUAUUAUCAAUUUUUUUUCGUUUUCUUAUUUAAACAAAAGAAUUCUUUUUACGAUAUUAUUUAAUUUAAUUAAAAAUUAACUAUUUUAACAAACCAAAAAUUAAAAAAAAACUCGAGCAAACAAAACUUUUUGUUUACUAACCCAAUCGAUAUAUACACAUAAAAUGUAUGUACGUGCGUAUGAAAGCUUAUGUUUCAUUAAAUGAGAAUUAUAGACAUGAAUAGAAUAUUUAACAAAAAACAAAAAAAAAAUCAAUAAAACGUACUUUAAAAGAAAACUGUGUGCAACAAUUAUAAAAAAAAAUCAUAAUAAAAAUUCGAUUUGAAAAAACUAAA
Musca domestica (house fly) is the source of this 4677-nucleotide messenger RNA. RefSeq names its product tudor domain-containing protein 7B-like. Gene Ontology annotation, biological process: spermatogenesis. Lineage: Eukaryota; Metazoa; Arthropoda; Insecta; Diptera; Muscidae. The transcript is spliced from 12 exons. The record is from RefSeq and is a predicted model, not a curated record. Bases 218 to 3979 code for a protein of 1253 amino acids.